CAUGGCGGGACAGGUGGAAGAGGGAGUUGCGGAGGCUAUCAGACGUGCAGGCUAAAGAAGGGACUGCCCUACGGGAACUUGUAUUAUCCGAGGGAUUUUGGAAGCGGUGGCGAUGGUAAUGGAGGAAAGGGCGGUGGAGUGCUGAGUAUUGACGUGGCAGAUACACUACAGGUUGAUGGCAGUAUCAUUGCAAACAGUCGAGAUCACAACAACGACAAUGGCGGCGGGAGCGGUGGAAGUAUAUUAAUUCAUACCCAGGUCCUCUCUGGUGGCCACACAGGUAUUAUACAAUCUCGUGGCGGAAGUGGCACCGCGGGCUCAGGCGGUGGAUCGGGCGGUCGCAUAGCGGUCUAUUACAGCAACAAUGACACACACCAUCCAUACAGAGGGAGGUUCGAUACCAGUGGCGGUAGUGUGACUUCCGGUGCGGAGGCUGGUGCUUCCGGGACAGUUUAUCUGAAACACAUCGGAAGUGAAUUUUCGACGUUGCAGGUCGACAACAAUGGUCAGCGGUCUCUGGAUGACGAGAUCCCAAACGAGGGUCGCUUGUUAGAUUUGUCAGGAGGAAGUCGUCACCAGUACACAACAUACACUGCGCCAAAUGGGAUGACAGUCACAUCCAGUUGUGGAUUAAAUCAAAACCAUUGUACUUGGUUAUGUUCUGGUAGUUGCCCGGACUAUGCUCUGGCCCAUCUGUUUGACCAGUCGUUUUCCAAGUCCAGCUGUCUUGGUUUCUUCUUAUCUAAUUGCCAUUAUACCAAACUGACGGUCGAUUUAAAGAGUUCUCUCUUUAUCAAUCACAUCAGGGUCUACCCGUAUUGUGGUAGCUCUUCAGCGAACUUUCGCGUCAAGACUAAUGAUGGUACCAGUGACGUUCCAGUUACAAGCGGCUACGUUCAGAUGUCCAAUGGCUGUAUCCAAGGUUCCUAUGUUGAUAUGCCCGUCAGGAGGAACUCAACGAAGAUAUUUGUGGAGCUCAACCGUGAAGGAAGCUAUGCUGGUCUCUCUGAGUUGGAAAUAUUCAUUGAAGGAAGAGAGGUUUGGGAAAGGUACAAGCAUAGGAGUUAUGAUGGAGCCAAAACCUGGAUAGAGCCAGCGGCUGGCACCAAUGUGCACAGAUUCAAUGAAGUGCACAUCCGGGGAUCUGCUCAACUCGCUGUAAUGCCGCUGAAUGGUUUGCGGGCCCCAGUACAUUUUCAUGCUGACCGGCUCUACGGAGAUAAGAGUGGAUUCCUUCAUGUAGGGUACCAUCAAAAUUUCUCUGUGGCUGUCACCGACCCUGACAUUCCGUUUGGUUUGCGCGUUUAUGAAAAUGGAAGCAUGAUGUUGCCGAGACGUGCUUUCUUGCAAACAGUCAGCUUCAAAUCGUCAGGAAAGAUCUGGGGCGUACAAGACUUGUUUGUGUUCGAUCGUGGGUCAUUCUACUCCGACUCAAACUCCAGCCUUGGCAGGGACACCUCUCCUGGAGAGUACUCAGUCCAGUCCCUUCACGUUCAGGACAGAGGAGUGUUUGAACUGAAUUCCUUUGACAAGAAAUUGACCAGCCAGUUGUCUCUCACAAACUUGACGAUUUUUGGCGGAGGCCACUUCAAGUCAAACAAUAAAUUGAACAUUGUGGUUAAACAUCUGUUAAGAAUAAAUUCCGGAGGAAGACUGAGUCAUAAUCACGCUGGGUACAUUACUAAGGAGGGAAGGCCUGGAAAUGAGUUUGAACCAUCUGAAGGAGCAGGCCAGGGAACUGGUAACGUGUAUGGAGCGAGUGGUGCUGGCUACGCCGGAACUGGUGGAAGAGGAAGUGGGACGAAUCACGUGGGCCAGUUUUACGGAGAUUAUAGAAAACCUUUUGAUUACGGGAGUGCAGGAGGCUUCGGGUUACAUUAUGGUGGCCUGUAUUAUGGAGAUUACCGCACGAGCACAGUGGACCCCUAUAAAAACCUCAUCACCCGAAGUGGACUGGGAGGACAAGGAGGUGGGGCAAUAAAGAUUGUGACGCGCCACUUGAUUCUUGAUGGACACCUGUCAGCAGAUGGAGAAGACGGUCCUCCCCCUAGCACGGCUGGAGGAGGCAGCGGAGGAAGCAUCUGGAUCGACUGUGAAGAGCUGGAUGGCUACGGAACGAUCAGUGCCAGGGGGGGUGCUGGGUCUCCGCAGGGAGGAGGGGGAUCAGGUGGCCGCAUUGCUAUUUAUCACGCUUUCAUGCUCAAUUUCAACGGCACGCUUUCCGCCAAAGGUGGUGACAGUGUCGUUGAACCAGGUGCUGCUGGAACCGUGUUCCUUGAGACUCGAAACGACAGCAUAGUGGAGUACAGAGUUUUGAAGAUCAAUAACUAUGGAUUGGCCUACCCUUGGGCUGUUAAUAAGUUGCAAGGGAGACUUCGACAUCUUAUGAAGGGAAUCUAUAGCGAUACAAGAUACAUUGGAGCUGUCACUUGGCUGCACGAGGCGGACAAUUACACCCUCGACGAGUUCCAUCUCCAUGGAAACUCACACGUGGCUCUGUAUGGGAACGCAUCACGUGAGAAUGUCACCCUGUAUGCUCAUACUCUCCGUGGCGAUCGGAGUGGCGUGCUUCACAUUGGUCGCCUUCAGUCUGUAGUGUUUAAAUUCGUCGAUCUUUAUUUUCCGAUUAAUACACUAGUGUACUUCAACGCGUCUUUAGAGGUUCCGCGGCGGUUAUCACUGCGGGAGGUUUACAUGGAAAUCAAUGGAACUCUUGCGGACUCCGAUGACUACACCAUCGAUAGAGAUGGGAAGCUGUUUCUAUGGUCUGGUGGCAAUUCUCUCGGAGAAGAGCUGGGCCACUUCCGGUUCAUCAACAUGUCAAUCAAGUCGCUUGGUCUGCUGCACACCACAAAACUGCCGGGGCAUGGUCCUGUGAGUCUGCACAUGACACGAUUUGUGGUAAACGCUGGCGGGCUGGCCAGUGUCGACGACUUUUUUUUGGACUCAGAGAACGCCACAAUCGAUGUUGCUGGUGAGGUGUCAGCGGACUUCAGAGGACACGGCGCCGAACAAGGACCGGGAGCUGGUCUUCGGCAGACUUCCUACAACACUGGUGCCGGAGGUGGGGGCCACGGGGGUCGAGGUGGACGGGGAUCAGCCGGUCUCCAAACCUCUUACUCAUACGACUCUAUAUAUGAGCCCAGACAGUACGGAAGUGGUGGUGGCAACGGCCUGUACGGCUGGGUUGGAGGACGAGGAGGCGGUCGCAUUGUUUUUGAGAUCUCGGAAAUGCUACGACUCGAGGGACUUGUGCAUGCCAAUGGUGGGCCUGGAAGUGGAAAUUUCAAUGGGAGCGGCGGGGGUGCCGGGGGUAGCAUUGUUAUCCGCGCGUUGAAUUUUGACGGUGAAGGCACCGUGUCGGUCAAUGGCGGAUCGGGCUUUUCGAGCCACGCGCCUCAUGCAGGCGGUGGCGCUGGCGGACGCAUUGCUGUUUAUUACAAUGGAAAUUACACCUUCAUCGGAUCCUUCCAGAGCUAUGGGGGAACCAGUCAGGCAGAGUGGGGCGGAGCUGGAACUGUGUACAUGGAAAACAAUCGAAACGCUAGUCGACCCUACCGCACUCUUCGAAUUGACAACAGAGUAUCCCUUAAUGGACCAUCAAGGCUUCAAGAGAUACAAGAGCUGAAACUGGCCGGGAACAAAGCUGAUUAUCCAUAUUACAUGACAUCAUACCGAGCCCCAAACGGAAUUGUUUUAAGCACAACAGGAACACCUUAUUGUUAUAGAACUGUCUCUCACGACUCUCGACAGUGUGAAACUGGCAACCCGAUGCUGACAAAUCUGUUUCUGACAACGUCCGAUCACUAUUACACUCAGGAUUCAAACCCCGUUGUGACAUAUCUCUUUCCGCUGCCGUUGUACUUAGAGUACUUGUUGGUUUAUCCUUAUUGCCAUUCGUGGUUUUGGACUAAAUAUCACGUACGCAUUUACCUCAGUAACGCUGAAGUUGCUGGAUCCAGUGACUGGAUCAACCCUACAUAUUGCCUGCAAGGACAGCCGGGCAGAAUGGAUGUUGGACUGACUGUUGAUAAGGUAGUUCUAAGUCUCCAGAAAACCAGCACGAAUUCUUCUCUUAGUCUCGUGAGGUUCUUCGUUCGAGAAAAUCCUUCGACCACACACCAAACGCCACAUUACACUAGCCCCAGUACCUCGUGGAUCAUAAGUGAGGACGAACAGACCAAAGAACAUGACUUCAAUGAGCUGCAAAUUAUGGGCCAAGGAAGCCUGUCGAUAUCUGGGAAUAACGUGAAAAUGAGCGUGGACAAAAUUGUUGGCGACAGCAGUGGUAUCCUAACCGUGCGCCCCACCCAGACCGUCCAUAUGAGGGGCUCGGAGGGACACCUUCCAUUCUCGCUCCUGUCACAAAAAGGUUCCAAUGUGACCUUUCCCAGCAGUAUGAACUGUCGUGGAGUUGAGGUUGCGAUGCGAGGUGUGAUGGGAGAAAUGACGAAUCUUACUGUUGGACCGCAGUGUCGGUUUAUUCUUGAGAACUCCACUGAAACGGAAUUCGCCUUAGAUCACGUGGUUGUGCAGACGGACGGUUACAUGGCGGCUACCAGAGAAGACAGACAAGAUGUGCGGAUGAUUGGAAAAACGUUUGACAUUAGAGGGGGAGCUAAGAUGGAGGCAAAUAGUCUCACUUUAGACUACGUGAACAUCACUGUGGAACCCUUCGCUUACCUCUCAGGUGAUGGCCUUGUUGAUGAAAUUCCUGGAUUACGUUACUAUGGAGACGGGUGGGGUGGUGUCUCCGGCUCCUCUGGUGCAGGGCAUGGCGGUCACGGAGGGCUGGGUAAAGGCCAGUCAAAGGUCGGUGUCUCAUACGGGAAGUACAGAAGACCCACGACAUUUGGAAGCACGGGCGGAGCCGAGGUUUUUCCGUUCACAGGCGGAUUAGGUGGAGGCCGGUUUAAAAUCAUUGCUCACGAUACGUUAGUAGUUGAUGGAGUAUUAUCCUCUAAAGGGGGAGCUGCACGGGCUUCUCGCAGCGGCGGUGGAAGUGGAGGGAGUAUUCUAGCGUACACAUCAAGAUUACAUGGCGACGGAGAAUUUGACGUCUCCGGUGGCGACGGGGACAGCUCAACCGGGUAUUACGGGGGUGGAGGUGGGGGUGGUCGUGUUUGCUUGUACUAUCGCGAGAACCACUUCCUGGGUCGGUUUCUCGGUGCAGGGGGCACCAGUCCGUACGAACCCGGUGGUCCAGGUACAGUGUUUCUAGAGAAUGUGCCCGGAAUGAACGCUACCUAUGGGCACGACCGUAUCGACGAAGCAGCACACGCGGAAAGAAUAAUUCUGGAUGAAGACGUUAUCAACGGGACACGGUGGACUCGAAACAGAACUUUGUACCUAAACGGGCUGGGUCGAAAACCUUUAAUUCCCGACGCCAAUCUUGGCGCAAGCUACAGUGACUUCAGUCACGGUGGAUCAAGCAGGGCGUGGCUCACAUUGGAUGAUGAGGAUCUGGAAACAAACGGAACUGAUGUUGAACUGGACGAGUUGCAACUUUACGGUGGAGCGCAGCUAGCCAUCAUAAAUCCGACAAGCACCAAAGCGCAUAUCUCAAUCGUGAUUGGUCAAAUGGAAGGAGAUAGAACCGGGAGAAUCCAUUUGGGCUACAACCAGACUUUCCUCUCCCUCCAGUCGUACCUCCCCAUGGACAUGAUCAUUUACCAGGGGGGGUUAACAUCAAUGCAGGGAGAACUGCUUGUUGCCGGGGUUACUGUCGAGGUUGAUGGUGUUUUGAGAAGAUGCCAGAACAUUACAGUAGUUGAUGAUGGUCUUAUUCGAAUGAAGGAGAUGUAUGAUACAGAGGGAAAGCCGACCAAGACCUUUUAUUUCGAGUCAAUCAGCGUUCGAAACAAGGGCACCAUGACGGUGACCAAUCAGGAAAGAGUUCGUGAAUUCCGUGGGACAUCUAUGCAUGUCUUCGGCGGAGGAACGUUUACAGCAGUUAAUCUUCAUGUGCACGUCCUGAAUUUUACCAUCGAUGCUUUAGCUACCGUCCAUGCAACUUUAAAGGGACAGAGCUUUGUUUACGAUGGUAAGGGUCCUGGUGCAAACUCUCCGUCCCCAGGCUUUGCCGGAGGAUCAGGUGGAGGUCACGGGGGACUGGGCGGACGUGCUGCGAGUCAAGUGACCACGGGAGCUUCAUAUGGGUCACUAAAACAACCCAAUGACUUUGGCAGCAGUGGUGGCAAGGGAAGCGGUGGUGGGCACGGAGGCCGAGGUGGUGGUAUUUUAUUCCUCAACAUCAGCGACACAUUGGACAUAGAGGGAACGCUGAGUGCUGAUGGCGACAACUAUGUUGGUUCAUACGCUGGGGGAGGUAGUGGUGGAAGUAUUCUUAUUAGAACUGUUACAUUGGAAGGAAGUGGGACUGUGCAGGCAAAUGGUGGCAGUGGAUAUAGAGACCCAUCUAGAGGAGGGGGAGGUGGCGCUGGUGGCAGAGUCGCCUUGUACUACCAGGGAGGAUUCUUUGAUGGCUUCUUAGAAGCUGCUGGCGGGAUUGGUGACGUAGAGAAUGGUGCAGCUGGAACUGUGUACGUGGAAAAAGCAAGGAAUAAUUCUGACCGUCCAUAUCGAACACUGAAGGUGGAUAACAAGGGUCGAUCACCGCUCACUGAACGAAUCAAUCAGGUACACAACGAUUUUUAGUAUUAUUUUAGAAGAGCUCACUCACGUUUUUGUUUAGUUAUUUUGGCCACGUAUAAAAUUACCUUUAAAUUAAAUGAAACCUGAAAAGAGUAGUUCACUAAGGAUAGAAAAACACCA
Molecule: messenger RNA, 6774 nt
Organism: Orbicella faveolata
Lineage: Eukaryota; Metazoa; Cnidaria; Anthozoa; Scleractinia; Merulinidae
Biological process (GO): cell communication; motor neuron axon guidance
Cellular component (GO): membrane
Source: RefSeq, a predicted model, not a curated record